Messenger RNA from Leptidea sinapis, 1732 nucleotides. RefSeq lists its product as uncharacterized. NCBI's taxonomy places the organism in Eukaryota, Metazoa, Arthropoda, Insecta, Lepidoptera, Pieridae. The record is from RefSeq and is a predicted model, not a curated record. The transcript has 6 exons. Bases 137 to 784 code for a protein of 215 amino acids.
AUUGAUUAGUGCGUACGAAUUGUUUAGUGUUUACGAAGUUACGAUAGAGUUUAGAGAUUAGAGACGUUUUGACUUUUCUACGCGUUAUUUAAAGACGCUAAUUUGUGUUUUGUUGUCAGUGUGUAUCAUUGUAAAGAUGCCUCACAAAUGUGCAUUUGGAUGUAAGGCCACAGAUGUGGUGAUGCAUGUCUUUCCGAAUCCUGAAAAAUAUUCUGAACGUUUUAGAGUUUGGGUGAAUCUUGUUGGUAAAAAUUUAGCAAUGUUAUCCGAUAAGAAGAUUUAUAAAUUAAAGAGGAUUUGUGAUAUCCACUUCGCUAAAGAACAUAGAAAUCGAUAUAAACGUCUCAAUGUACUGGCAGUACCAUCUCUUCAUUUGCCAAGUACAUCCAGAAUGCAGCUGUCUGAAACAGCAACUCAUACCCAACCUUCCACUUCAGUUCCCAUUACUCCAGGAAUACCUGAAAUUAUAGAGUUGGACAGUGAUGACACACUUCCUGAAGCUCCCCUACCUUCGACUUCUGCAUCAGGAGCAAGUCAUUCCACUUCUGCGCAUGCAGAAGUUCUGGUAGACCAUAACUACAGUGCAAUAAGUAGACCCAGACCAAAAAAAACUUAUAAAGGUGCUUCUAGAACAAAAUUCUUCAGGAACGAUUCAAUAAGACAACUCCAGAUAAAGAUCAAAAGCCUUGAAAACGAAGUACAACGUUUACGCAAAAAGACCCACUUAUUCAAAGAACGACUGGGUAAAGCUAAAAGAUUUCUGAAUAGAAAACAAUGCAUUUAAACAGAUAUUUGAAAAUAUGAUUAACACACUAAAUUGUUCAUAAAUAUACUACAACAAACAAAAAAUAACUGUAAAGGAAGACAAUACACAAUCAAGGAGAAGAUAAUAUUGAGUCUAAAAUUGUCCAAAAAGAGCCCUAAAGCUUAUAUAAAUACCUUCCAGUAAAGCAGUGAAAGAGUUACUGGGUCAGAUAAAGAUAACCGCUGGAUUAUUAUAAUUAUUUAAAGAAUAAAAGUGUGAGCACUAAAUGAAUUACAGACAGGAUAAGUACUCUUUUUUCUGACGAAAUGUUAAUAAAUUCACAAAAUUUUUAUACGGCUUAUAAAGAACAAUUAGAAGGUUACUAAAAAACGAAAUGUAAAUGUAGGUAGGUACAAGUUUUUAUGGUGAAAGGCGUCAUUGCAUAUUUUUUGUUGUUGCCUUAUCGGCGCCAUUUGGUAAUAGCCCACUUGUUUUCUUUUCAUUACGACAUAUAUGAUAAAUCUUUUGUAUUUAGUUUAUUUCUAAUACCUUUCUUAAGAUGAGGAAAAUGUAAAAUAAAGGGGAUAUGUUCCGUUUAUUUGUAAAUAUAUUGCACAUAAUAAUAUUCAUUUACAAUUUCGGUUAUGGCACCAACAUUUUCUGGGCUCUGGUCACACAUAGUGUUUGACACUAUGAGAUUGUGUUUUAAACACUGUUCAAGGACCAUCUUAAAAAUAUUUUUAAUCCAAUUUGGUAAGGGCUUUGGAAAAAAAAAUAUGGAAUCAACUGCCUCAAAUUAUUUUGCCGGCUUUCGUCAUAAAAAGUAGUACAUACAUACUCUGCAAAUGUAUUUGUUGUCAAACAAUGAACCGGUCUUGUCUUUAAAAUAAGAUUAUACUAAUUGCGAUGACGGAACUUAAUAAGUAUCUAGCCCCUAAUAAGUAAGAAAAGCACAAAAAUUAUUAAAAUAAAAAUAUAUUGUAAGUA